Magallana angulata is the source of this 1472-nucleotide messenger RNA. RefSeq lists its product as uncharacterized. NCBI's taxonomy places the organism in Eukaryota, Metazoa, Mollusca, Bivalvia, Ostreida, Ostreidae. Gene Ontology annotation, cellular component: nucleus. Gene Ontology annotation, molecular function: DNA binding. The transcript is spliced from 3 exons. Bases 1 to 1350 code for a protein of 449 amino acids. The record is from RefSeq and is a predicted model, not a curated record. Gene Ontology annotation, biological process: mRNA transcription; DNA recombination; DNA integration.
AUGGUGCAAGAUUCACGAGUGGAUGUAUACACAGACAGCAUGGCUGUGAUUGGUUCUUGGAGUAGCCAGGCAAAAGGUCAUGUGUACGAUAAUAGUUCCUAUGAUGGAACCCUUACCUAUAUGGUGGCCAAAGUUGAUAAUCCAGGACAAAUUGAGAUUGACUGGGACAUAAUAGAUAGGAGGCUUUUGGAACUGGACGGGAAAAUUGUUACUUCUUUAAAGUGUAAAAAAAGAAACAGUCUUGUAGAAUCUUUUCUUGGAUUUUUGAAAGCAUCCCCUGGGUCUCCAACUCUAUUGUCAUGCACUCCAAAUGAUAUCCGGAGGUUUUUAGUUCGGAAAGAUCUAAAGGGGAAGACUACAAUCCAUAAAAAAGAUUGUGAAAAGUUAGGUUUGAAAGGUGAUUUUGAUUGUGGUUGUCCUAAGAGACUUGCUUCAGGAACAGUAGAAAAUUUAAUUCACCAGUUGAAUAACAUUUUUUAUGAAUUUGGGCGUGGAAAGAUAUGGGAUGUAUUGCUUUCAAAGGGAAACCCGGCAGCUUCACCAAUGGUGAAAGAAUACCUCAAGUUAAUUAGGGAGGAACAAGCAAAAGCAAACGUAUUACCAAAACAAGCAAAACCAAUUUUCUUAUCAAAAGCUAAGGCAAUAGCUUUAUUUAUAAAUAGAGAAUUAGAUAGAUGUGAUUUGACUCUCAAAGAAAAAUUUGUUUUGAUUCGAGAUCAAGCAUGGAUAAAAGUUCAGUUCUUUGCAGGUGACAGGGCUGGUGAUUUGUCCAAUGUAGUUUCUCAGGAGGUCAAUAUUCUAGAGGAUGGUUCUGGUUUGGUAUUCCAGCAUACAUUUGGUAAAACAUUGAGGGGUGGAAAGGGAAAGAACAAUUCUUUUGUAAUAAAAAGGUGUGAAGACAUAGUGGUAUGUCAGGUCAAGGGUUUGUUAGAUUAUUUUAUAUUAGCCAAAAAAUUGAAGGUGGAUCUUUCAAAGGGAUAUUUGUUUAGAAUUGUGUCAGAGAAUGGAAGGGUUUUAGAUAAAAAUGUUAGUUACUCUGUAGUUUAUGAAAGACUGUUAUAUUAUCUUUCAACUUUAGGUAUUUACGAGGGCGAAACACCUCAUAGUUUCAGAGCUGGUUGUGCAAUUACAAUGGCUUUGUCAGGAUCUGCUGAAAAUGUAGAUCAGGUGAUGAGACACAUUGGUUGGUUUGGCAAGUCAAGCGCAGAGUAUUAUAGUAGAAUGCAUACAAUGAUCGAUUCAGGUGUUGUUGCUACAAAGUUAGGAGAAUCUGUAUUUCAGGGAAAUGGGAUUGAAUCUCAGUAUAAAGGAAAGGCAGAUUAUGAUUCUUUGAGUAAAGCCUUUCAGUGAAGAAUGGAACAUUUAAUGAUAAUGUAUGUGAGUGUGAUUAAUGCUGAUAGAGGAUGUUAUUUGUCUUCCUUUAUGACCAUAUUUGAAGGACAUAAUCAUAUAUGAAACUAAGAUUAUGUUUA